Messenger RNA from Lacerta agilis (Sand lizard), 1269 nucleotides. RefSeq names its product complement C1q C chain (gene C1QC). The record is from RefSeq and is a predicted model, not a curated record. NCBI's taxonomy places the organism in Eukaryota, Metazoa, Chordata, Lepidosauria, Squamata, Lacertidae. The transcript has 3 exons. Gene Ontology annotation, molecular function: protein binding. Bases 99 to 845 code for a protein of 248 amino acids.
AUGUUGCAAACGAAGUGCUCUACUCCACACUGAGUUGGCCUGCAGCUUUCUGAUACCUCCAAGUUGCCUUCAGGGUGCGAGAGUCCAGCUGGAACCCAAUGAGAACAAAGAUGGACCAGGGGAGUUUCUUCAGCUGGGGGUGUCUCCUCCUUUUCUUGAUACUGAUGGAAUCAUCUACAGGAGCUGAUCCCACACACUUCUGCUACGGAGCACCAGGACUUCCUGGUGUGCCUGGCCCUCCGGGAAAAGAUGGCAGAGAUGGGCUGAAAGGAUCUAAGGGAGAGCCAGGCCCACCAGCCACUCCUGGAAGUCGGGGUCCCAAGGGAGAGGAAGGAGAACCUGGAGCUCCUGGCCAUGUAGGGAAGAAUGGGCCUCGAGGCCCUGCUGGACCUCCAGGGGAGCCUGGCCCAAAGGGGGACAGGGGUGGACCAGGGGAGCCGGGCGGCUACAAGCGGAACCACCAGUCGGCCUUCACGGUGAUGCGUCAGACGGCUCAGUACCCUACCAAGAACGCCCCCGUCGUCUUCAACAGGGCCAUCACCAACAUUAACCAGGAGUACGACCUCAACAACGGCAAGUUCACAUGUCGUAUCCCCGGCCUCUACUACUUCACCUACCACACGUCCCAGACAGCCAACCUCUGUGUCAACAUGUACCUGAACCGGGACAAGGUGGCCAGCUUCUGUGACCACAUGUCCAACGACAAGCAAGUCAGCUCGGGCGGCAUCCUGCUUCAGAUGAAGCAGGGGCACCAGGUGUGGCUGGCAGUCAACGAUUACAAUGGCAUGGUGGGCAUUGGGGGGUCUGAUAGUGUCUUCUCAGGCUUCCUGCUUUUCCCAGACUAGAUUCUUAGUGGAGCAGAUGAGCACAGCUUUCUUUCCAUGCCUUCAAGUUUGGGAUGGACACAUAUAUAUUUUUUUUAGUUUCUAGGUGUCUCAUUUUUCCAGUCUUAAAUUCAGCAUGGGGAAGGGAUGUGCUUAACUAUUUCUGGGCCAGCAGCUUCCCCACACCUAAAUCAUUUGAGUGCUUAACCCUUCCCAGGUCCUCUGCUUCUCUCCAGAAUGUUCAUCUGAUAGCUUCCCCAUCACAAGCUAUAACACAUUGUAGAGGGACCAGUUGGGAUACUUUCCAACUCUGCAAUGCUAUGAGUUUCCCCCAAGCUUUGAGGUGCAACUACUUUUAUUAUCCUUAUUCUUCAUCCUUGUUCCACCAUGUCUUAGCUGCUGUGAAAGAAAGAAAAACAUGCUCAAUAAAGCAACUCUUCUUUUU